CUACAAGCAUUCUUUCGACAGCCAAAGGUCGCAUGGUGUCAGGGACGCGCCUUGUCACGGGAACUGUAAUAGAGCGCGUUCUCGUAAACCAAGAUCGCGCUUGAAUAGCAAAGAGAAUCAAAAACAGCGUGCGAAGAUUCAACCUAAUGGUUAUAUUAGGUCAGAACAAUACGUCGAUGCUUUACAUGCAGUAUUUUGCUGCGCACAAUUCCAUUUUAUUUUGUUUUGGAAAGGAUUGACUAUACAAACUCAUCUGUAUGAUCGGGGGACAGGAGCGCACAGUAUGGUCCGGGAAACCAGACAUCUAUGGGUGGGAAAUUUACCCGAAAAUGUUCGAGAAGAGAAAAUCAUUGAGCACUUCAAACGAUAUGGGCGUGUUGAGAGUGUCAAGGUGCUACCAAAGCGAGGGUCAGAAGGCGGAGUUGCAGCCUUUGUGGAUUUCGUGGACAUUAAAAGUGCUCAGAAGGCUCACAAUUCUAUCAAUAAGAUGGGGGACAGAGACCUUCGCACUGAUUACAAUGAGCCGGGCACAAUCCCUAGUGCCGCGCGAGGGCUGGACGAUAAUCUGAGUUUAGGCUCCCGUGCCCGGGAAGUUUCAGGGUUCACGAGAGUAGCAGGGGGCCCAGUGUAUGGGCCCCUUGCGUCGCUCCACACCAGAGAAGGACGCUUUGAACGCAGACUAGACGGGACCGCUGAGAGUCGGGAACGUGCAUACGAUCACAGUGCCUAUGGACAUCAUGACCGUGCUGGUAGCAGCUUUGACCGCCAACGCCACUACGAAACGGAUUACUACCGCGAUGGCAGGGAGAGGACUCUUAGCGCUGGAGGGAGUGUCUCCAGCGUUGUCAGUGGAGCUGGUGGAUCUGUCCCGGCUGGAGUUGGCGCGAGUAUUGUGGGUGCUGGUGCCAAUGGCAGCGGGGCACCUGGGAUCAGUGGUACUGUCGUGGGAGGGAGCGGAGCAUCCGUGUCCUCCGGAGUGGGCUACUAUCGUUCGCUUAGCCGGAGCCCUUGUCGCUUUGAGGCCACGGACCCUCGGUAUGACCCCCGUGCAAGAGAACCCUUCACCCUGGCCAGCGCGGUCCACAGGGAUCUUUACAGAGAACAGAGGGGACGUCGCGGGGAACGAACUUUCCACCACAGUCGAAGCCGGUCUCCUCACUCGUCGCACUCGCGGAACCCCUCUCCGCAAAGGCUGGCCAGCCAGGCCACGUGCCCGCCUCGCUCCCACAGCAGUUCCAGAUCCCGAAGCCGGUCCUCUAGUUCCGACUCUGUCAGCAGCACUAGCAGCAGCACCAGUGACAGUGAUUCCAGCAGUAGUUCGAGUGAUGAUUCCCCAGCUCGAUCUGUCCAAUCAGCUGCUGUCCCUGCACCAUCAGCACUUCCUCUACCUGCUCUUGACAAGGAUGAGCCUCGCAAAAGUUUUGGCAUCAAAGUCCAGAAUCUUCCUGUGCGAUCUACAGAUACGAGUCUGAAAGAUGGCCUGUUCCAUGAGUUUAAGAAGUAUGGAAAGGUAACAUCGGUGCAAAUCCACGGAGCAUCAGAGGACCGGUAUGGCCUCGUUUUCUUUCGCCAGCAAGAGGACCAGGAGAAGGCCUUCAGUGCAUCGAAGGGGAAGCUGUUUUUUGGCAUGCAAAUUGAUGUCACUGCCUGGAAUGGCCCUGAGACAGAGAGCGAGAACGAGUUCCGGCCUUUGGACGAGAGGAUAGAUGAAUUUCACCCCAAAGCCACACGAACGCUCUUUAUUGGCAAUCUGGAGAAGACCACAAGCUACCAUGACCUCCUCAACAUAUUUCAACGCUUUGGGGAAAUUGUGGAUAUUGACAUCAAGAAAGUUAAUGGUGCCCCUCAAUAUGCCUUUCUGCAAUACUGCGAUAUCGCCAGUGUUUGCAAAGCCAUAAAGAAGAUGGAUGGGGAAUAUCUUGGCAACAAUAGGUUAAAGCUUGGUUUUGGAAAGAGUAUGCCCACAACUUGUGUUUGGUUGGACGGUUUAGCCUCAAACACCACGGAUCAGUAUUUAACCCGUCACUUCUGUCGCUAUGGACACGUUGUGAAGGUUGUCUUUGACAGAAUGAAAGGAAUGGCCCUAAUUCUGUACAAUAACAUAGAAUAUGCACAGGCAGCCGUCAAGGAGACCAAGGGUUGGAAGAUUGGGGGCAAUAAAAUCAAGGUGGACUUUGCAAAUCAAGAAAGUCAGAUGGCUUUCUAUCGUUCAAUGCAGGCAUCUGGACAGGAUAUCCGAGACUUUUAUGAAAUCCUAUCUGAACGAAGGGAUGAGCGCAGACCUCAAUAUGAGUUUCCAGCAGAACGAGCGUUCUAUGAGAAUGUGAGAACCCCUGGAACCUACACUGAAGAUCCACGGCGCAAGUACCCAGCCAGAGGCCGUGAAUUCUAUACCGAAUGGGACCCAUAUCAAGGAGAUUUCUAUGACCCGCGAUACUUCGACGACCCCCGUGAAUACAGAGAGUACAGGGACCCCUAUGAGCAGGAUAUCCGCAAAUACAGCUACCUACAACGAGAGAGAGAAAGGGAGAGGGAGCGCUUUGAAACCGACCGUGAACGCGAUCAUGGACGGAGGACAAUCGAGCGGAGUCAGAGCCCCUCUCAUCCACGACGUCCGGCUAGCCCCACUGCAUCUCCCUCCCUCUCUGAGCGUCCACCAAGUGAUUCAGAUCGACGGGUUUGCGGUCGGUCUUCAGAACAAAGUGAAAGUUGUAGUUCCCUUUCCCCACCUAGAUUUGAAAAGCCUGACAAGGCACGAACUGAUCGCUAUAUCAAAAGUGACAAGCCGGAGAAGGAGAGACUCUUUGUUGAAGCUGAACGUGGGAAUGGGAGUGAAAAGGAGAAGCGAACUGGACGCAAGGAGAAAAGCGAAAAGGAAAAAAGCGAGAAACAGAGGCUGAAGAAGCUGAAGGUGAUGUCACCUAGCAUUCCAUCAUCUGAGACCGACCCUGAACUUGAACGUGAUGUCAGCCCGGAUUCAGUUCUCCGAAGCAAAGCUAUCAAGUUUCUGGCGAAGGAAAAAGAUGGUGCUGGCAAAGGACAGCUGGACCUUCCACCUUGUGUUGUGCAGUUAACAAGAGUGAAAGAAAAGGAAGGCAAACUUAUCGGCCCGACUGUCCAGGAAAAACUGAGGCCAAAAGCAGAGACUGAAAGUCCUGGGCUUGCAUCGCCUACGACUGAUCAGAGGAGUCCUCUCUUCCGCUUGGAACCUCAAAAACCAGAGGUUUCCAAGCAAGGAAAGGUGCCAAAAGACAAAAACAUGGCAAGUCUGGUUGAAGUUGUUGGACUUGAUGUUAAAAUCAAAGCCAAAAAACGUGGAAAAUCUGACCUUGAUGGAUCCAUUUCAAUGGAAUAUGACCGUCUAGCCGCACGCAAGAGGCGUUUUGAGGAGUCUAUGGGGAAGACUGACAGACUUAAGAGACCUAGUCAAGAUGAUGAGGAUGGUAAACUAGGGCUUAGGAAACUAGUUGAAAAUACUUUUGCUAAAGAGACAGAAGGAGACAAAAAUCUUGUGCUGAAAGGGAUACAUAAGAAGGAAUACCGGAAGUCUAAAUCGGAUAGACUGGUUACGGUUCAUAGUCCAAAUGAUGAACCACAAGAGUCGGAAAGUAUCUCUAUGGGAAUGGGUCUCAGUUUGGAACUGCAGUCUCGACUAGGGGAACCGACAGAAGAGGCUGUCGACUAUUUAGAGCCCCCGUGUCUUACAAUGGAAUAUGAAGGAUUGAAAAGCCAGAGUCUCCUUAAUAUCUCUGACAAUGGCAGUCUUUCCUUGGAUGAAGUCGCAGAGAAUCAGACAGAAACAUCAAUAGAAAGUGAAGAUUUAAAACGACAGGUCAAAAGCAUAGAAGAGGGUGAAGAACAGCUUGACUCUGACAUUUACCAUUCUCAGAGCUGUGUGAAACCAAUAGUUCACAGCCAAACUCUUAAACAGAAAAAAGAAGAGUCAGGUAAUUCUGGCAAAUCUGAAAGCCCUCAGGGUUCUGACAUGGAUGACAUCGAAAGGUGUAGUGUCGUGCAUGAGAAAGGAAAACUACCUUAUGAAGCCCUGGAAAAUUCUGUAUCCUAUAAACGGAAAAAAUCGGAGAGUUUAGAUUUUGAAAUUCUCAAUAAGAAAGAACUGAACUACAGGAGUUCCCAAUUAUUACAUGAAGACCUUGACCAACGUAUCACAUCAGCGAUAGGCAAGGAUCAGUUUCCCUCAAAUGAAGAAGAGGAGGCUUCCCAGUUAUCACAGUCAGUCACAACUACAGAGCCUAAAGACUCUUUAAAGGCAGAGGAAAAAGUCUUCUCACGGAUUGAGUCACUGAAAUACGACUUCGACAUGACAGCCAAACAAUUUCCGUCUCCUGAUUCGGAAUGUCCAAAACUCAGGACGACGUUGCUUGGUUGUGAUGAAGAAUUGCUGCAACGGUGGGAGAGACGGAUCAAAUCAGAUUCUGUCAACCUGGACAUGACCUUCCCCAGUAGCAUCGUGAAAAGCGAGGGCAUCCGUAAGCGUCUUGUCCGUGUACUGGAACCAGGGGAGGUGCAGUCAGAUUCGGACGAUGACGGAGAGAACAAACACCAAUCCCCCAAGUCAAGCACCUCACUUUCCUACAUACUCGGGGAACGUGAAGAAAGGUUGACGGACCUAAAGCUUUCAGGCUCUUUGGAGAAGAACAAGUUUUAUUCUUUUGCACUGGACAAGACCAUAACUCCUGACACAAAGGCACUUCUAGAGCGGGCCAGGUCACUGUCAUCCUCAAGGGAAGAUAAUUGGUCCUUUCUUCCCUCUCGCUUUCCAAAUUCCCACAGUUGUUCAGACAAAGAGAAAGUAGAACUGGCACCUCGACCAAUUCCCUCAUGGUACAUGAAGAAGAAGAAGAUUCGUACUGACUCUGAAGGAAAGAUGUGUGCUAAAAAAGAGGAACUCAAGCCACAGGAUCAAGAACGACAGGAGCUGUUUGCUUCUCGUUUUCUUCACAGCUCAAUCUUUGAACAGGAUUCAAGGCGACUGCAACAUCUUAAAGGCAAAGAUCAGGAUUUUGAAACGGGGGUCGACAAGCAUCACGUCAAACAAGGUGCUGUUGAAGGACAACCUGUGGCAGAAGGAGGGGACCUUCCUCAAGAGCCCAUAGUCCUAUUCCAAAGUCGCUUUUUGGAACUUCAGCUAAAGAAAGGAGAGCAGGUUGAGUGUGUCGAUAUGGUGGCUGAAACAGAAGGGCAAAUUGGCAAUAAAGAGGAGUUUUCCAUGACGACUGAACCUGAAAUGCAUUUAGACAUUAAACCUGUGAGUCCCUCACUUAUUCUUCCAGUUUCACCAGUUGUUUUUUCACCCAGAGAGAUGUCCCCACAGCACGAGAAAGAAGCUUUUGUAACUUCAUCUCCAGUGCAAACCAAUUCACUUAUUAAAGAGGAAAAAGUUGAACCUAUUCACGAGGUGUCUCCUCCACAAUCCCCUCCAGAGGUAAAAGAACCAGCUGUCCCCAUUUCAAGUAUAUCUUCUCCUUCGGUCCUGACCGAGCCAGAGAUUAAAGUGGAAACAAAAGAAGACUUGUGCGAGUACAAACCCCAAAAAGAAAAUAAUUUGAGGGAACAUGCAACGUUCUUUGAAGACAAGCCUCUCACUCCUGGCAGUUCUUUAAGUAGUUUUGAGGUAGAACCCAUGGAAUUACACAGUUCCGCUUCUCCUGAGCACAAGUCAAAUAUGGAAGUGGUCAAAACGGAGCCUCAAGCAGAGAAAAUUGAUUCUGUAGACUUUGAGCUGCUACAGAAAUCGGAAACUUGUCAUGAGGUUCUGAUGCCAGUCCUGGAAGCUGAAGUUAAAGCAACACAACCAACCCGCAAACAGCCCAAGAGUAAAAGGGCCAAGUCAAAUGUGUCAGUAACUCAAAAGCCACAAUCCUCUCAAACUGCAGCCCUGGAGAAACCAGCAACACGGAAGAGUGAACGAAUUGACAAAGAAAAACUCAAGAGGGCCUCAUCUCCACGAGGGGAUGUCUCAAAAGCACUGACUGACCCCAAAACGAGUAGUAAAUCACCUAUUUAUGCCCCCGACUCUGAGCAAAACAUUGACGGCAACUCAAUCCACGGAAGGGCUAGGCGCAGAAAUGUUAAAUCAGUAUAUGCGACACAGCAGGAUGGAGAUGCUCAACAAGCUGGCAAAGAUGGAGUGGAGUCAUCUCGCUCCACUCGUAAGCGUGGAGCUGACAAAGAACUUGUGCAGCAAGAUGGACAGAAUCCCGCUACUAACACAAGGCGAGGUCGCCCUCCCAAGGCACGCAAACGGGGUGAAGAUGUAUCGCCAGUAAAAGGGGACCAUCAGAAAACUUCAGAGGAUGACUCUGAUAACAAAGAGCCUGCAAGCACAGGGGAUGUCUCAACAGUUUCUGAGGGUUGGCGUUCACCGCGAACCCUGAAAGUGCAAUCAGCUCCAAAUACUUCCCCCUCUGGAAUCUCAGCUGGCAGGAAGGCAAGCAGGGUAGAUAAACAAUCCGAAAUGAUAUCAACAGAUAAGACCGUUGACACAAUUAUUGAAGAUCCUGAGCUUGAUGCUAAUGACGAGUCUGAGCAGGUGGAACAUAUUUUAGUGGAGGAAAGUAAGAGAACCGCAGUGAUGAAAAAUGAAAAAGACGCAACAGAUCACAUUGAGAAGAAAUCAACCGAAAAGGCCAAGAAGGUGGAAUCAACCAGUGUGGAGAAGAGACAACAAUCUGAAAAGAGUAUCAAAGGUAAAGCCCCAAGGUUGACUCAAAACACUAAACAAAUGACCGAAGAAAAGUCCCACAGCUUAAGAAACCUUGAGAUUCGAGUAAGUGUUGAUGAUGUCAAGGGAUUGCUACCCCCAGAUGAGGAUGAACCUGAGUCUUUAGUGGCUCUUCCAAAAAAGAAUAAACCAGGAACAGCAGAAGAAAAAAGUACCUCUCAUCCUAAAGGGGCAGAUGAGCUUUGCACAGAGGGAAAUGCAGAAGAAAUUACACUUGACGCUGAGCCCCCUGUUGAUCCAGCAGCAGCUCUUUUGGCACGGCAGAUGGAACUUGAAAGAGCAGUUGAAAACAUAGCCAAACUUACACAAGAGCAACCUCCUCAACCCUUUAAGGAACCACCUACAGAACCACCUAUCCUACGUCCUCCUGUCAAAGUGGAGCCAGAAGUUCAAGCAGAGGUUGAGGAGGAAAAGCCGGCAAACCCGGCAAGUGAAACCGAACUGGCCGCUGCCAUCGAUUCCAUAACUGCUGAGGACAUAUCUGCUGAUACAGAUGGAUUUACAGCCCCUCCUACUUACCCUGCACUAAUUCCCACGCCUGAACCACUGGUCUCGCCUCCUUCCAGUGAGGUAAUGGAACCUGAAACGCACACGGUCAUCACCAAUAUAAACGAAAAAGUCUCUGAUGUUAGUGUCAUAAUGCCUCGUGUCAAACCAGAAAUACCUGAUUCAAAGAAAGCAUCUUCUGUGCCAGAGGACCGCCCUUUACCAGAAACCCCCAAGAAGGCCAGCAAAAUCAGAUCCAAGACUCCAAAGAAAUCCAGGAGUCGGAAAGGUGCCAUCAACAGAAAGGGUGAGACUGUUGAAGAGUUGUCAGAACCCACACCCUCCCUUCUGAAGCUACCAGACUCCAUCCCUGAAGAUCUGGAGACCAACUCCAAAGCAGCUACAUUCACAGCCGCAGCAACAACAGCAGCAUCGGUUGUCACCGCAGCUGCUUCCUGCAAACGGGAUAUUAUGUGCACCAUGACCGUUGACACCCCCAAGGAGGCGGAACAGCCUGCUGUGGAGCAACCAGUACCCCAAGAAUCAGCCUUUCACUCUGGCACAACCAGCAUCUCUGUCUGUAAAAAAACAUCAACACAAACAUCAGCCCCUGCUCUAUCUUCAUCUCCAGCCCUCACACCACCUUCAACCCAUUUUAACAUCCCUCCGUCUCGCCCUGGUAAGAUGCCGUUGUCCCCAGACUGGCAUCCAAGAGCUGAAGAGAGUAGAAUCCAUGUUACACCUGCAUCUCAGGUGACUAUUGUUGCUUCCUCGGCACCAACAGUAACGGCUCUUGGGACCCCUACAGGGAAUCCUCCAUUACCCCCUGAUACUAAGGCAUCAGACAUUGAUCCAAGUUCAAGUACACUGAGAAAAAUACUGAUGGAACCAAAGUAUGUGACGGUAUCUAACAGCAACUCGAUUGCCACAACCGUGUUGACGACUACCCUAGCGGACCCUCGCAUGUCAGAGAAUGAAAAUUCUUCUGACACAAGGCACCCACAUGCAGAAGACAGACCGUUAUCUAUGACACUACAGCACACUCCACAAAAACCAUCCCCACUCACUGAGACCCAGCAGAACUUUGGAGAAAAGAUGCACUCAGUUAUUUCAUCCUCUACCACCUCUGUCAUAAGCAGGAUACCGAUGCCUUUCGACACUGACGAAGCCCCACGGAUAUCCCUUAGCAACCGCAGUUCUGGUCUGUGUCUGCCCAAGCAGAAAUUCAAAUCAAGCAUGAAUGAGAAUUACAGAUAUCAUGGCAUAGAGGCAUCAGAUGAUGGAAGUGGUAGAGGGCGUUCUGUAGUGGAGAACAUACCCUACAACACAGGCUCCAGUCCUGGUCUGAGGGUCAACACUUCUGAGGGUGUGGUGGUACUAAGUUACUCUGGUCAGAAAAUGGAGGGACCUCAGCGGAUAAGUGCUAAAAUUAGCCUGAUCCCACAAGCCAGUGUGGGUGACAUAGAAUUUCAGCAGUCAGUCUCCAAGUCUCAGAUUAAACAAGAACCUCUGACCCCAUCCCAACCUACAACACCAAAAGGACAGCCAACUCCCACUGGGUAUGGACAUACUGGUGUGCUCCUUACUGGCCAGUUGUACAAUUCCCAGCCUGUUAUAUCAUCUGUUAAGCAAGAAAAUCAGUGUUCAGAUAAACUUGAAGCUUCGUAUCACCACGGACCCCCAGUUGGUCCAGUAAAGAUGUUCCAACAACCAGUCACUAAUUCUCAAGUAUUGAUUUACAAUCAAGCUGUGAUGCAGCAGCAUGCCAAGAAAGGUCUUGGAGCAGACUCGACAGCAAUGAAGGACCUGGUCAAACCGUCUAACCUCAGCCCAGUCAUGAGCCCACACCACCCAUCUUUGGCUGGGAACCGAAUGAGCCCCAGCCCCAUCACCCCAACUGAUCGGACAGUUCCACACUUAAAGCAAGAACCCAUCUCCCCUCGAACGAUGGGACACUCACCGUCCCCCUUUGCCAAAGCUUGUCCUCCCAACAGUUCCCCCAUUGGCUCUGUGGUCAUGAGUUCUGGCAUGUCUACAAUGUCUCCUUAUGCCCCCAGUGUGCAUCACCCUCACCCAGAGCAGUCAGUCAUAAUGCCACCUCACAGUGUCACCCAGUCGGCGUCCAUAGGCCAUAUCUCACACUGUGAGGUCAGGAUGAACACCCCGCAGCUCUCUGGGAUGAACUACGGCAGGCGAGCAGAUUCCCUGCCAUCGCCCCGCGGACCUCCACAGAGGUCCAUUACCCCUCAACCGGUUAUAAUCAGAGACAUGGUGCUGCAUUCACACACUGGCACAGCCGGGCCACCUCCCAGCAACAACACAGACGAGGACCUCAGGCACUUCCACCAGGCACUACGCCGCCCUUCUGCCCCACAGCUGCAGUCGGAUGUGAUGAUGCUGCAGGCAGAACACAGAGGGCUCCGUCCAGGCCUGCGUCUGGACCAGUACCGGGACAUGCACAUACUCAUGCACCAUCAGCUAGGAGAACAUGGCGCCGCCGAUGCCAGGCAGUCACGCACCCCGGAAGCCGGCGGAAACUCGUUCAGUAACAUCUCUGCGCCUUCUAAGAGUGCUUUGAUGGGGAAAAGUAUGUUGCAGCCUGUCAAAGAAACAUCCAAGCCCUUGGAGGGAAAGAUGUCACACCCACCUCAUGCGGAAAGUAGGAUCAUGGGAGUGCACACGUCUUCUCCCGUCAUGGUGUCUUCUCAUCCUCAAGGGGUUCCUCUGAUGCAUCCAGGCGGCGCAGGAUCCUUUCCUGUGUACCGGGACAUGAGAGGCUUCCCUUCCCAGUUUCCCAACCACCCUUCAAUGGGAUUGAACCUCAACUCCUCUGGAUUAACACCUUCCCAGGUUCAUCAGGAGGGUGAUCUGGGUCACAGGAGCAAGCUGUCUCAGUCACUAUCUGCCGGGCCACAAGGUGGAGGAAGCAAUGCUAAAUCAGACACGGCUCACCUUCGUCACACAGCCACCAUGGACCUCUCCAACAUGUCUCGCAUGCAGAGGGACACUGUCUCACCGUCGUAUCCAUCACCCAUGGCUCUAUCCCACAAGCAAGAACUAACUCUGCAAAAGAGCCAACCAGCCUUCUUGUCCAGCCCCCCAACAACAGCUCUCCCAUCAAAGCUGCGACCUGAGAGUAAAAUAGAGCACUCAGGACACCAGUCCCUUGACACAGUACAGCUUCUAACGAAAUACCCUAUUGUGUGGCAAGGUCUGUUGGCACUGAAGAAUGAUCAGGCGGCUGUCCAGCUUCACUUUGUCUCUGGGAACAAUGUGUUGGCCCACCGCUCACUUCCGCCCCCAGAGGGAGGUUCCCUGCUCCGCAUCGCCCAGCGAAUGAGACUGGAGGGGGUUCAACUGGAUGGUGUGGCCCGCAGAAUGAUGGUGGACAGUGACUAUUGCCUUUUGCUGGCUCUGCCGUGCGGUAGAGACCAAGAUGAUGUACUUAGUCAGACCCACGCCUUAAAGGGAGGCUUCAUCACCUACCUGCAGGCCAAACAGGCAGCUGGCAUCAUAAACGUACCAAACCCCGGCUCCAAUCAGCCGGCUUACGUGGUGCAGAUUUUCCCACCGUGCGAGUUCUCCGAGAUCCACUUGUCACGGCUCGCUCCGGACCUUCUCAACAGCAUCUCCAGCAUCUCUCCUCACCUAAUGAUUGUCAUUGCCUCAGUUUAAUUACCUCCUUUCUCCAGAGCGAAGCCAACACCAGCCUUUGUUGUUGUUGUUGUUGAACUCAUCCAGUUUUGAAGACUGGAAAUGCCUCAUUAUUUCUUUCUUAAAAGGCUUUGACCUUUUUUGUCUUUUAUGAACCAUGUAGUCACACUUAUUUUGCGUCACCAAGUCCUUAAGUCAUCCUUCCACCUCUAAUUCCACAAUUCUUUUCCUUUCCAAGAGUUUAUGGAAGGGUGGAAUGGGGUUUUUUCAUGAUCAAUUCUAUGAUCAUUCAUGUCACUUUUUGCCAUCAUUGGAGGUAAACCGGAUUGCAUGAGGAAAUUUACAGACCAGGAUUAUUAAGGGAUGUUUUUACUCUCAUUGGGGGAAAAAAUAUAUAUUGUGAUUUUUUGUUGUUGAUUUUUUUAUUAAAAACUGAUCUUAUCAGUCAUUGCACUAUGUUAAAGAAAACUUUGUACAGAUUCGAGAAUAAAAUGAUGACGUGUUAUGAAAAGCUUUGCUAGUGCAAGUUGUUAUAAAAAAAAAAAAAAAUCUGCAUUUUGAGAAUCAUGAUAGCUUGAUCAACCCACUUGAAAAAAAACAAACAUAAUCAGCUGAGUUAAUGUUCUUCUACUUCAUUUCCAGAGUCAACUUCAUCUAUCCUCAAUGUUCCUUCCCCAGGAACCUAAAGUGGGUUUUGUGGAGUUGUACAGUUUACACUCAAUGCCUCAACAGGGGACUGUAUGUAAAAAGAAGAUAUCAUUUGUUUAUUUUGUUUUGGCUCCUUUUUAUGCCUAUAGGUGUUGUGAACAAUUGCAAAACUGUAAAUAUUAUAAAUAUUAAGACCUGAAGAGAAGGAAGGAUACUGUGGAUUACUUAACUCUGACAAGCUCAUCACUUUCAACUUUCGUCGCUGGAGUGACAUUGAAAUCUUGGUUCUUCAGAAAUAGAUUCUGUGCCAAAAUGGUCUUUUUUCAGAUAAGAACCCAAUGUAUCUAAAUAACCAGAACCUAUUUUCAUACUUGACUUUGUAUUUGCCACGCAGAUGUUAUCGCCUCUGUUUUGACUACUUUGUAUUUGCAACGCAGAUGUAAUAGCCUCUGUUUUGACUACUUUGUAUUUCUUUUCAUCUGGUCAAUUUUCUGUAAUUACUCAACAUUGUGAAAUUGUCUACAUUUCCAAGAAGUGCUAUGAACAGUUGUAUUUGAUGUUUAAUAUCAAAAUAAUUUCUGAUGCUGUUCGUCAAACUACCAGUUGUCAUUCUCUGUCCUUGUGUCCUCCACUGCCCUCUACUGUUUGAGUUAGCUAUACAUCAGUGUCUGUACAGUACCCUAGUGUAAAAGGCAAUGGCUUAUGUCAACAAUAGCAUGCUUCUUUUGAACUUUCAAAAAGGGUCAAGUUAAUCCAUAAGGCAAGAAUGUGACUUGAAAUCAUGCCGUAAAUGGGUUUAUAAAUCUGUCUCCUUCCUCAGAACUUGUGUGUCCUUGAGCCAAGCUGUAUAUACUUACGCUCUCAAUUUGUGCUCUUGUACUUCCUUCCUUUCCUUAUUGUCUCCUCCCAGGGUCCUCAUUUUGUUUUGUGUGACGAAACAAAGCAGUCUGAAAGAGACAGAAGCUAGGUGUGAACCGAUGCAAGCAAACUACGACUCAGUUUUGUGGUGUACAUAUUUCUUUGACCGCAGACUUGAGUUACAGUCAUGGUUACGUUGAAGGCACUUAUAAUUUUGAUACACAAAUGAAAAGAAAAAUGAAAAAAAAUGAUACAAAAUGAUUAAUGUUAAACUUUGUCUUUUGAUCAAUCUUAAUUUCAUUUUGAGUGUAUUUUGCUGUUCCUCCAUGAGGACAUUUUAAACUGUAAAAUAAAUGGUUGUUUAACAUGCUUCUACAGAUCAUUAAAUGGUCA
This is a messenger RNA of Hypomesus transpacificus, 12784 nucleotides long. RefSeq names its product spen family transcriptional repressor (gene spen). Gene Ontology annotation, cellular component: nucleus. The transcript has 15 exons. Bases 284 to 10906 code for a protein of 3540 amino acids. Gene Ontology annotation, molecular function: mRNA binding. Gene Ontology annotation, biological process: regulation of transcription by RNA polymerase II. Lineage: Eukaryota; Metazoa; Chordata; Actinopteri; Osmeriformes; Osmeridae. The record is from RefSeq and is a predicted model, not a curated record.